This is a messenger RNA of Penicillium soppii, 1080 nucleotides long. RefSeq lists its product as uncharacterized. Lineage: Eukaryota; Fungi; Ascomycota; Eurotiomycetes; Eurotiales; Aspergillaceae. The record is from RefSeq and is a predicted model, not a curated record. Gene Ontology annotation, cellular component: intracellular membrane-bounded organelle; cytosol. Gene Ontology annotation, molecular function: A2-type glycerophospholipase activity. The transcript has a single exon. Gene Ontology annotation, biological process: glycerophospholipid catabolic process. Bases 1 to 1080 code for a protein of 359 amino acids.
AUGAACCAUCACGGAACUACCCGUGCCCUUCCAAAUGCCCCCAAUGGGUAUGUACCAGUUAAUUUUAGCUGCUCAGUCAACAAACCAGCCAUUCGCAAUGCGGGAACACUAUCUCCCGAUGAAACAUCCUGGCUGGGAGCCCGGAGACAAGAGACUGUUUCCGCCAUGAAAGAUCUAUUUAAAACCCUCGACAUGAGCUCGUUCGAUGCAUUGUCGUAUAUCAACCAGUACUCUUCCAACAUUACUGAUCUUCCCAACAUCGCGAUUGCCGUGUCGGGUGGAGGUUACAGGGCAUUGACGGAUGGAGCCGGAGCCCUGAAGGCAUUUGAUAGCCGCACCGCAGGAUCAAAUGCAACGGGACAUCUGGGUGGUCUGCUUCAGUCAGCAACAUACGUGUCGGGCUUGUCCGGAGGUGGCUGGUUGUUGGGUUCCAUCUACCUCAAUAACUUUACAACCGUCUCCAGUCUUCAGUCACACAGGAGUCUUUGGCAGUUUCAAAACUCAAUCAUGAAGGGACCGGAAAAGAAAGGACUGGGAGCUUGGAACACUGCAACUUAUUUCCAUGAUCUGGCUGAUGCGGUCAUCGGAAAGAAGAAUGCUGGUUUCAAUACUUCUUUCGCAGAUUUCUGGGGCUGCGCGCUCUCAUACCAGCUCAUCGAUGCACCUGACGGAGGACUUGAAUAUACCUGGUCUUCAAUUGCUUUGACUGAAGACUUCAAAAAUGGAAAGAUGCCUCUGCCGUUGUUACUUGCCGAUGGACGAAAUCCUGAGGAAACCUUGGUGGGAAGCAAUUCCACCGUUUAUGGAUUCAAUCCUUGGGAAUUCGGCACUUUUGAUCCAUCCAUAUUUGGAUUUGCACCGUUGCAAAAUCUCGGGUCUCAUUUCGAGAACGGCGUGGUGACGGAAGACAUCUGUGUUCGAGGAUUCGACAACGCUGGAUUCAUUAUGGGCACAUCGUCCAGUCUUUUCAAUCAAUUCAUCCUCAGACUGAACACAACAGACCUCCCUUCAAAUUUGAAGUCAAUAUUUGCCAGCUUACUCCAGGAUCUUGGCGACCGCAAUGAUGAAAUUGCGGUCUAA